This is a messenger RNA of Vigna umbellata (rice bean), 730 nucleotides long. The record is from RefSeq and is a predicted model, not a curated record. Lineage: Eukaryota; Viridiplantae; Streptophyta; Magnoliopsida; Fabales; Fabaceae.
UGGUAUCCAAGAAGGUGAAUUGAAUGCUUAAGUAGAUGGUGCGUUUCAUUGGGCAUACGCAGGUUCAUUGAGAAUGGUUCAGGCGGUUGUUCCUCAUAUGGCAACUAGGAAAAAGGGGAAGAUUGUGAAUAUUGGCAGUGUUGCUGCCUUGGCUUUUGGACCUUGGUCAGGCACUUAUACAGCUUCUAAAGCUGCUCUUCAUGCUUUGACAGAUACAUUAAGAUUGGAACUUGGACAUUUUGGAAUUGAUGUUGUGAAUGUUCUACCCGGAGCUAUCAAAUCAAAUAUUGGAGAUUCUGCCAUAGCCAGCUACAACCGCAUGCCUGAAUGGAAAUUGUUCAAGCCUUUUGAAGCAGCAAUCCGAGACAGAGCUUACUUUUCUCAGAAGUCGAAAUCAACUCCCACAGAUGAGUUUGCUAGAAACACUGUAGCUGCUAUUCUUAAGGAGAAACCGCCGGCAUGGUUUACCUAUGGACAUUACUCUACUGUCAUGGCUAUCAUGUAUCAUUUACCAAUCUCUGUUAGAGAUUUUAUUUUGAAGAAAGCAAUGAAAUGCUGAGAUACAGGUUGGUGGUGCAUCUAUGUUUUUCAUGUGUAUGUUGAUGCACAUAGCAUAUACUUUCCAUUUUUAGCAACAGAAGAGGCUGGCUUGUUAGGGCUUGUACUUAAUCCCGUUUUAUGAUCUAGUGAGCCAAGUUUUUUAAUGUAAUAAUCGAAGGGAUGAUAUAAU